Rhipicephalus microplus (southern cattle tick) is the source of this 1941-nucleotide messenger RNA. Its product is annotated as 23 kDa integral membrane protein. The record is from RefSeq and is a predicted model, not a curated record. Gene Ontology annotation, cellular component: plasma membrane. Lineage: Eukaryota; Metazoa; Arthropoda; Arachnida; Ixodida; Ixodidae.
CAAAGGUUCUCUCGGGGGCGCCCCCACUGCUGAGGCGAUAAGGAGACAAACGUACAGCGGCGGCUCCCGAUAAGGCAGCGGCGGCCGUUGCAACGAACAACUCUCGCGAAAGAAUAUACGCGAGGAGGUGUAGGUGUUCGCAAAGAAAGAAACAACAUGGCCGACCGAGGAAACAACGGCGGCGGCGAACCGGACCCCCGGCUCUCGGCAGCCCCGGGACCACCGGCCCCGGGUUCGAAACAGCCUUCGCGCUCGCGGCCCGUUUACGUCGGAAAGAAAGGCGGCGGCGGUGGAAACUCGUGCGGAUUCACCUGCCUCAAGUAUUGCCUCUUUAUCGUGAACCUCGUCGUGUGGCUUCUGGGCUUGGCCCUGAUCGUGGUGUCGGCGGUGGCACUGGCGGGAUCCUCUGCGGAGGAAGCCCCGCUUCCAGGACUGCAGAGCGUCCGCAGCGCAGCGGCCACCGCUCUCUUCCUCGGCUGCCUGCUCUUCAUCGUCGGAUUCCUUGGCUGCUGUGGGUCCGCGAGAGAGUCAAAGCCACUGCUCGUUGGAUACUUCGCUAUCCUGCUCAUCGUCUUGAUCUUCGAGAUUGCUGUCUUGGGUCUGGCGUUUGCCUACGCCAACAGUUCAGCGAUGGAAGAAGCAAUGAACAACCAGUUCAAGGACAUAAUCACGGGUGGCCGCCGGGACAAGGACCCCUGGCAGCAGGAGAAGGACAUGAACAUGGUGCUCUACGUGCAAGCUGAAUUCCGUUGCUGUGGAGGACGAGGUGUCCAGGACUACACCGAGAGUGGCUUGGACAUCCCACCGAGCUGCUACGACAACCGUGACAACCAGCGGCCUUACCUCUUCGAAAUGGGCUGCUCAAAAGCGAUGAAAGACUACGUUCUGCGCAAUGGACUGGGAAUAGGCCUUGUCAACUUGUUUACCCUGCUCGCCCAGAUCGCCGCCAUGAUCUGCUCCUGUCUUCUCAUCCAAGGCAUCAAAAAAGUGCACAAAGAUACAUCCGGGGCCUAGGGGGUCAGCCGGGCCACAUGUGGUCGUACAGCGUCACUGCCGUUUGUCGACAGACAUCUCUUCACGUCUUAAUACGAUUAUACCAUCGUUGUAUUUUAUUCCGCAGGAAACAGUGGGAAGUAUAGGGAAAAAGAAACAUAAGCGUCCCGCUCACAUUCUCUUAGUUCAUAUUUUUAAAGUUUCACCAUUUCCAUCUAUAGCAUGUGCAUUUUGUUUUUAUUUGUGUAGUCGAGGAACAUCGUUUUAGGCGUCAGUAUGUCACAUGUGUCUGCAGACUGAAAGUCUACCCUAAUACCCAACAAUCGAAGCUAUAUAGCCCGAAAGAAAGUGCAAUUCUUUUAAUGAACAUGGCAGUGGUUCGAUCUUGUGUUCGUGAUUGUUUUGUAGUUUGAGCUCGUUGAGCCCGUUUUCAAUUUGCGUGUGAGUUGUUUUCUUCUUCUUUUUUUUUUUGUCAAUGUCGUAAAGACACUUUUUGAGUGUCCCGACAAAUUAUUCCCACGUUGUUAAAAUAUCCUCGUGAUUAUCAUACAGAGAUCAUCGUAAUUUAAGUUCGAAAUACGACGUUUUUUAGGUUUGUUGACGGAGUCCCAGCCACUUCAAAGCAUCGCUCUACAUUAGUGCAGUGCGUGUGCCACUCGCCGACAAUUUUACGUGCCCUACUCACGAAACAGUGUGGUUCCGUACAGGGUAUGCACAUUUAUUCGUACAUUUUCUAAGGAAGCUUGGUUGUAAUAUUCGCUAAACAAUGAUAUCCGACACCCCAAAACGGGCUUCUUAGCAAACGUAGUCGAUAAGGCUUAUAACGACGUCAUUCGCAGUGUUUCUUGAACAUUGAUCGACGGUAGCGUUUUUCUUGUUGUUAAUAAGACGUCAACGAAGUGAAUGUUCCUGAAAGGACCCACAAUAAAGAUAUUUUCCAUUUGUGGU